CAAUAUCCGGCCUAGUAUAAAUAGGUACCUAAGGCUUUGCAAAUUUCAUCACACUCGAAAUUCAAAAGCUUCUCUCUAGCAAAAAUUCAAUAUUAUCACACUCAAAGGCUUAAAACAUCUCCCUAGUUUUCUCUCCUUUGAAAAAGCUUUCAUCACAAAGAUGGCUAUUCGAUUCCCUUCUGUUGUCUCCAGUGUAAAGCAAAUUCGUGCCAAAAAUCAACAAGCAGCAGUACCAAAAGGGUGUGUACCAGUUUAUGUAGGUGAUCAUGCUGAUAAGAAACGAUAUGUGGUGCCACUUUCUUACUUGAGCCACCCUGCAUUUCAAGACUUGUUACAACGCGCUGAAGAAGAGUUCGGGUUUAAUCAUCCUAUGGGCGGUCUCACAAUCCCUUGUUCUGAAGAAACAUUCAUGGAACUAACUUCUGAACUGAAGUGCUAACCAGACGAAACGAAGAAUAGUCAAAGAUGUUUUACUUACUGUUCUUAUUUUUUGAGGGAGUUUUUCACAUACAUAUGUAUUCUCCCCGGCCAAAUUAACAUUGUACAGAUAUACAAUUUUCCCCAUCUGCAUUAUUCAGAUGAGUGGUUCACAAUAUUUUUUUCUAAUGGACUCAAUUUCCUAUGAAAAUUGCCUCAA
Beta vulgaris subsp. vulgaris (sugar beet) is the source of this 637-nucleotide messenger RNA. RefSeq names its product auxin-responsive protein SAUR21. Bases 161 to 439 code for a protein of 92 amino acids. The transcript has a single exon. NCBI's taxonomy places the organism in Eukaryota, Viridiplantae, Streptophyta, Magnoliopsida, Caryophyllales, Amaranthaceae. The record is from RefSeq and is a predicted model, not a curated record. Gene Ontology annotation, biological process: response to auxin.